Molecule: messenger RNA, 3716 nt
Organism: Cadophora gregata
Lineage: Eukaryota; Fungi; Ascomycota; Leotiomycetes; Helotiales; Ploettnerulaceae
Gene: PAN3
Product: PAB-dependent poly(A)-specific ribonuclease subunit 3, variant 2
Exons: 9
Coding region: 1652-3400 (582 amino acids)
Biological process (GO): mRNA processing; nuclear-transcribed mRNA poly(A) tail shortening
Cellular component (GO): PAN complex; P-body
Molecular function (GO): metal ion binding; poly(A) binding
Source: RefSeq, a predicted model, not a curated record
CAACUCCCCGCGUAACAUUCAGUCCAGUCCUGUCCUGUCCUGUCCAUCCAGCUCAAUAUCGCUAUCUACCGCAACUCACCACAUCUUGCAACGACAAUGGAUCUGUGAAUAGCUGCAUUUGUUUUGGCGGCACUUGGGAAAUCUUCAACCACCCCUUGGCGGGCACAUCAAUCGUAUCAGCAACUGUAGCAAAGCAAUGUUUGUCAGAUUGAAAUUUCGCAUUGUGUCAACCGGCGGCGGCAGAUAGAAGCUGGACGUUCGAAUCAACCCAGACCCAACAUGUCUUCAGCCCGGUUCAAUCCGCCAGAGCUGCGCAAACCAGCAGGAUCGCCGAGACCGAAGGGACGCGAAAACUCGAAGGAUACCCUUUGCAGGAAUGUGACGAUAUAUGGCCAUUGUCGCUGGGAAGAUUCGGGAUGUGUCUUCAGCCAUGAUCCGAAUAAGACACUUAAUGCGCAGGUAGAUUCGUAAGUACAUUCUCUUCUUGAUCGCUGGAACCGGCCACUUAAAACCUCUCGAAAUGCGGAGCCGCUGGAUUGGACUUCAUGGGCUGGAUCGGGUGGGCAUAUUUGUUACGAAGACCGGAAGCUAGGAGAACAAUUGGAGCCGCCGGGGAGUCAUAUGGCCGACGAAUACCAUCUUCAUCAUUGUGGACAACACCAAUUCGCGACCUGGAUUGAACUUAAGCGGUAUUCUGAAGCUUUGGGACGAGACAAUAGGAAAUGGCCUGAACUUUGGCAGUCAGGAAAAUAUAGGGUGCUAUUGGAUGUCUGUACGAAAGUCCUAGGACGGGUUGAAUCGGUAUGGGUGGACUUUUGGUCCGACGGAUGCUUUGGGACGGCCACAAAGAUGAUCAUCUUGGAGACGUACCGCCAAAGCUAUCAUUCUGCGCCAUUUACCCUGGCAUUUCCAACAGUUGGUUCUUGCGAUCGAGGUUUACCACCGACAUUGUGAAAGUCCACGUAAUCUGGAUGAACCUCUUGUUCAUGGGACAACUAAAUGUCGUCUGCCAAAUUUUGUGUUGGCUGCUUACUAAAAGCGGGAAACACGAGCUGAUGAUACUGCCACUCUUCUUCUGCAAGAUCGACCAUCCAUUCUGAGUAUCUUGUAUCGUUCAAUCGCGUCUUUCCCAAGCACGGCAGACAGAGCAAUAACAAGCUACGGAAAAGUCAGGCGUCUCGCUAGAGACUCGUUCGUAUCUUGUUCAUGCUCUUCACGCUUUGAGUACGUGGUUCCAGAUUAUGCCAGGCCCAGGUGUAACCUUCAAACCUGAUUCAUAUAUACAUCUCGACUGGAUGGUUGCCGACGUUGUCAAGCUGUUUGUCGAUAAUUCCCCAAAAAUAUCAGUCCCUGCUCUGGAGCCCAUUCCUUCGCUAUUCACUAUUUUCGAGCCUUCGGUCAAUUACCACCCUCCAGAAAACCAUCUUGAACUUGUUGCAUCAGUGUCAUCCUGGCACGAUGACUACCUGCGACGCUCAUUUCUGGGCUAGCACAUAUCCUGUCCAAGACCAUGCCGUACAUUGGAAUCUUCCUGCAUUCUUUCGGAUACGUAUCGUAUCUUUGGAAAAAGAGCCAGGCUCCAUUUACUAGACGAUCUUGACCCCGUUCUAUACAACGCUUUCCUUGCACUUCGGAAGCAAAAUCACCAGCAAUGCACCUAAAGAAAUCUUUGAACGUUGAUUCUCCCGCCUUCACCCCUUCAACCCUCGCAGUUACCGGGAAGACAUCUACAAUCUCUUCACAGGCUGCAAGUGCUGCGCCAUUUACUCCAAGAUUCGGAGGUACCACAACACCAAAUCCUCCCGCCGACGCUGAACCAGCGGUCUUCAACCCAGCAACAAUCAAAGAAUUUACGCCUCAGAAUUAUGACCUCUCUCAUGGUCUUCUGGCGAACGGAGCUGCGCCUGACGCACAAACAUCAUAUGAUCCAUUCUCAAUGCAGACUAUGAAUCAGGCCAUGCCAUCAGCUCCAUAUAAUCCAUAUCUGGAGGAAAACAAUAUUCCAACAAAUGCCGCUGGAUACUUCCAGACCCAGGCGGCUUUCUCAUCCCCCGCGCAGCCUCUUCAAUACCACCUUUACGCUCCAGUUGGUGCGCACAGACAAGACCUUCUGGCUUAUCAGCGGCACACCCAUGACUUUUUUAUGCCCAAUGACCUCCGAGAAGAUCUGCAAAAGAAGUCCGAGGCAGCACGCCAGGUUAUGCCAAACUCCCAACUACCCGUUGUUGAACAUUAUCAUACCCUGGUCCCCUUAGAUAUUAGCCACCACAGGAGUGCCACCGUAUUUGGCUUCCCAAGUUGGGUCUACAAAGCUGUUUCGAGCAAGAAUGGCCUCACCUAUGUGUUGCGACGAAUUGAAGGCUUUCGUCUAAGCAACGCAAACGCAGUUCAAUCUGCGAAGAACUGGAAGAGAGUCGAUAAUGCUGGGGUGGUGUCUGUCAUUGAUGCAUUUACCACUCGAGCCUUUGGCGACAGCUCGCUUAUCUUUGUUUACAACUACUACCCCCUGUCAAAGACGCUAGUGGAAACACAUUUCACUAACACCAACCGAUAUGGCAACCGCAUCGCGACAGCUGUUGUAUCAGAACAAAUUCUCUGGGGCUAUAUCGUACAGAUUGCGAAUGCCAUCAAGGCCAUUCACGCGGCAAAUCUCGCCGCUCGAUGUAUGGAUCUCAGCAAGGUUCUAGUCACCGACAAGAAUCGGAUCCGGCUAAAUGCAUGCUCCAUCCUCGAUGUCGUCCAGUUCGAAGCGGACCGCCCUAUAGUGGAGCUUCAACAAGAAGACUUCAUACUAUUUGGCAAGCUCAUAUUAGCAAUAGCCACAAAUAACCUCAACCUGGCGUCCAGUAACACGCCAUUGAAAGGCUCACUAGAAAGCCUGAAGCGGAACUACAGUGUAGAGUUCCGCGAUACAGUCGAGUGGCUCCUCACUCCCGCCAUCGCCCCCGAAACCAAAGACCUCAACGAAUUCAUCCGCGGCAUCUCCGGCCAGAUCAUGACCUCCUACGACAACUCCCUCCACGCAAACGACACUGCGAUCGGCACGCUCAGCCAGGAACUCGAGAACGGCCGGCUCUUCCGCCUCAUUGCCAAGCUCGGCACUAUCAACGAACGCCCCGAGUACGAGGGCGACGUCAAAUGGAGCGAGGUCGGGGAGCGCUAUAUCCUGAAACUAUUCAGAGAUUAUGUCUUUCAUCAGGUCAAUGCUGAUGGUAAACCGGUCGUGGACCUCGCGCAUAUUCUUGAGUGCAUGAAUAAACUUGAUGCUGGGUCGAGCCAGCAGAUUAAACUUGUUAGUCGUGAUGAUCAGGAUUGCAUGAUUGUUAGCUAUAAGGAGCUGAAGAAGCAAGUGGAUCUUGCGUUUGGGGAGUUGUUGAAGCCGAGUGGGAAGAGGUAUUAGGAUGGUUAAGGUAGAUGAUGCAUGGGAUGAGAGGGUAAAGAGGGGGCGGGGUUUGGAUCUUCGUAUGUGUGCUUUAGUACAGUUGAAAGGAAUGGGAUGAUGAAGGGACGGGGCGAGAGGCGAUGCAUGUUGGAUUUGAAUGCUUGAUAUUGAAAUCAAAAUGCGAAUUGAUAGGUCUGGUCUGUUGGUGUUGGUGGGUGUUGAAGUCGAAGUGGAAGUCUGAAGGGGACGAUGGAAGUCCCCGAGUGGUGAGGAAGUAGUCAGUUAGUUAGUUAGUUUCGUCGAUGCUGCGAGUUUUACGAAAUUAAAAUACAAU